CUACACCGGAAUUUGUAUCCUGAAACUCUUUACUGAUCUGACCGCCCACGUGAAUUAGGCCGAAAUACGGGUCGGCCAUACUGGGCACUACACAAUCGACUACACCUGUUACAGACUUUGCCCUAGCAAAACACUGCAACCAGCGACUGAUGCUUCUACACAGCCCAAACCGGUCAAAGUAUUAGUAUUACAGCAAAUAUUUUUGAAUACCGGUGCACCGCAUCCAGCCAGCAUUGGAGUGUUUCACCUGCACCUUCACUCGCAUCCCUGUGAGCAGCUGAUAGACACCUUGCCAAGAACAUUAUCGGCAUGCCAAUUGACGGCGACCCCAAACCCUUGAGUGAGUCUCCAGAAGCCCGGCCAGGCUGGUUAUCCAAGUGCGGCAUCGUGGUCCCCACACUUUUUGUACGUGGCAGGCACACCUCUCCCGGAGACCCAAACAGGCCGGUCAUGACCGUCGCUGACUCCCCAAAGAAGAGAAAAAGGCCAACCAGCCCUCAUCCAAAACGCAAAAUGCCUCUGCGUUCUGAAGAGACAAGACCCGCUGAUCACUCGUUUGACAACAUGACGCAACAGCAAAAGGAAGCGGAGGCCUUGGCAAGGUUUGGUCAAAAACUCCAAGAUGCUAAAGCCUGCGAGGAGUACGAUGGAGAGAGAGCAAAUCUUCUCAAAGCCGAAGACGAAAAUGCAUGGGAUCGCGGAGCAAAGCCGAAGAGUACUUCGACAUCUGAGCAAGAUAGGCUGGAAAGAAGAGCGGCAAUCAUCAUACACGCGAUACGCGAGUACGAGCGUAUUGUUACCUUUGGCAACAUCGCCUCAGAAGCGCUACCACUUCCCGAGGAUCAAGACAUGGGUGGCCAAUAUCUUACUAACAAGGAGCGCAUAGAUACUCAGAGCAAGCUAUUUGAAAUUUCCAAGAUUGUACCCAAGGGUGCCCUCUUGCAUCUGCACUUCAAUGCCGAACUGUAUCCUGAACUACUUCUUGUACGCGCGCGGAAAAUGGAAAACAUGUACAUUCGCAGCAUUCAGCGCAUCCAAGAUGAACAUCAGUUGGGUAUGACUGAACUGAUCUUCAAUGUCUUGGAUCCAGCCACCGUUAACCCUGACGUUGAUAUUUUCUCGGUGGACUAUCCCCUCAUCACAACCCCGCAGGAUCUCAAAAAGGAAGGAUUCCAACAGCAAAUCUGGAUGCCGUGGGCGAAGUUUCAGGAUGCAUUUGAGAAGAAGUUCCCAGGACAGUACAAGCACGAAGAGCCUGAAACAUUUCGAGAGGGACGGCCACAUCACUGUGGAGACUCGGCACACCAUGUUCUCAGGCCUGCUGAGAACUGGCUGAGGUCCAAGAUGGUGCUUAGUCGAGAGGAAGCCUACCAUCCUGACCAAACCGUUAAUGGAGUCUGGGCUCGAUUUAACCAAGCUACGAGGGCGUUUAAGGGACUGCUUAACUACGAAAGUGUUUACAAAUCAUACAUAAGCGAUGCUAUUGACCAGAUGAUUCAGGAAAAGGUCAUGUACGCUGAACUGCGCCCCAUGCUAUUAGACAAAAGCAUUCCUGGUAACAGCGGCAAACCAGAAGAUUCCGUUGACCUCGCUGCUCAGAUGAAGCUCAUCAUUGCUGGCGUAGAAGCGAAGAAGGCUGAGUUGUUGCAAAAAGGUGAGAUUCACAAGUUCCCGUUUGGACUCAAGAUCAUCUACUGCACGCCACGAUCCAUACCACCACACAUGAUGGAGAACGAGAUGAGAGAUUGCAUCAAGCUCAAGAUUCAGUUUCCAGAUCUCAUCUGCGGUUUUGAUCUGGUAGGUGCCGAAGACCGGCCCAACCAUAUUGGCUUCUACAGGACGCAACUCGUCGCAUUUAGAGAGACAUGUAAGGCGCUGAAUCUAGAUAUCCCCUUCAUGUUCCAUGCUGGAGAGACGUUGCUGGACACGGGUGGCUCCAACGAUCCCACAAAGUCGAAUCUUUAUGACGCUGUGGCCCUAAACUCGAAGCGCAUUGGUCACGGCUUCGCCCUGAUGAAGCACCCUCUUUUGGUAGAAAAAUUCCGGAAAACCGACACCAACUCUGGCAUCUGUAUCGAGCUGUGCCUAAUCUCAAACGAGCUCCUGCAUCUUUGCAGAAACGUCAAGGAGCAUCCGUAUCCGGAACUGUUGGCUGCUGGUAUACCCUGCACCGUCAACUCGGACAACCCUUCGCUCUUCAGCAAUUCCAUGUCGCAUGAGUUCUACCAAAUCAUGGUCGGCGCGCCAACCAUGUCUCUGUACAGCUGGAAGCAGCUCGCCCGCUGGAGCAUCGAUUACAGCUGCCUGAGCCCCCAACAGCAAGUCCAGGCCCACGAGUACCUCGACAGCGCGCGGGCCGACUUCUGCAAGACGGUCGUAGACAGGUACGAGUACCUCAUGGACGGCGACAAAAUCGAUCCGUUCAAGGCUGAGGACGCAUAUCCGCCGCGCAAAAGGAGACACCCUGAUGUUCUCAAGGCGCUUGCGUCAAAGCUAGAGUGAGGCCAAGUGGGUUGAAAAUGGUGGGCUUGGAAUGGAGUGGAAAGGGAGGGUGCAGUC
This is a messenger RNA of Exserohilum turcica Et28A, 2559 nucleotides long. RefSeq lists its product as uncharacterized. Bases 310 to 2502 code for a protein of 730 amino acids. Gene Ontology annotation, biological process: inosine biosynthetic process; adenosine catabolic process. The record is from RefSeq and is a predicted model, not a curated record. Lineage: Eukaryota; Fungi; Ascomycota; Dothideomycetes; Pleosporales; Pleosporaceae. Gene Ontology annotation, molecular function: adenosine deaminase activity. The transcript is spliced from 5 exons.